CUUGUAGCUUCCCGCCACUUUUGAUGUGAAUAACCGAAAGCUAUUGUCAACUGCGGUGUAGUGGUGAAGUUUGUUUUGUAGCAUAAUGUGCAUUGUUUUACGGUGUUUGAUUUUUAGGACGUUUCGAUCUUGAAAGAUUUUUACAUACAGAAAUAACUUUGUGUUCUGCAGUGCAGCUUUAAGUAUUCGAGUAGCUUGGUUUAGCGUGUGAAUAAUUUGACAACCACAAUGCGGCUAAAGCGGCGAUCAUUGUUUUCGGCGGAGAUAAGUGACCUCCCACAGAAUGAUGAUAACCUGGAGCAGAGUCGCCGUCUGUCGGUGGCAUCACCAAAUGUCAGAAGCAGGCAGCGGAUGUCUACUGAUGCCCCACAAGUGUUGGGAUCGGAUAUGAUAGUUCACUUUACUCAGUGCUUGAAGUUGUCAUCUGAAAAUAAAAUUAACCCAGGAAAUGCUUUCCAACUGGAGAUGAUUGAUUAUAUGAUAUCAAUGUUAAGCUCUAAGGAUAGUAAGAUGGACAAUUUUCAGAUUGCAAGUUUCACACUUGAUGCUAGUACGAAGAUAUAUGCAUCUCGUGUUGACAAAGUACAUGCAGAUGGUAUGAAGAUUGCAGGUGGUUUGUUUAAGGCUGUUGUUAGAAAGGAAAAGCAGGGUGCAGUAGGAGAUGAUAAUGAUGAUGGACCUGAUGGGCACAAGGCUGAAAGCAAAGCGAGGCAACGGGCUCACAGAAGGGUGAGAAAAAUCAUAACGGAACCAGAGUCCUUAAAUGCUCCUUUACAGCAAAAUUAUAAACUGCAUCCCUCAUUACUAUUCAUGAAUACCAAGUUUAGUGAUUGCCGUCCGGGCUGUGUCAAUCUCAUGCCAAGGAUUUCAGUAGUUGGAGAUACACAAAAACUGCAAUUUCUGUGCUCUGAACCUGCCCUUGGUUCUUCUGGUGUAGGCAUGGAGGAUCAACUUGCUGACGUCCCAACAUUAUCAGAUUUGACGAAUCUGAAAAUUACAUCCCACAAAAUAGAACCUGCUGACUUUCUGGAUGAUGAUCUAGCUACAGGGAUGGGUCAGUGUGUCAUUGGUGAAGGUUUAGAUCUGUCUGUGGUGACUGAAAAGCUGAAAAUGGAUCUGCAGUUGGAAAAUAAUUUUGAGGAUGACCCCUGUCAAGGUUCAGUCCUUGAAGCUCAUGAAGAUGAUGGUGAUAGGGAGCCAUCUAAUAGUCCAGAGGUCCAUAACUUUGAUAUUCGAAGUCAUCUGUCAUCAAAAUCACAGGAAUACUCUUACUUUAAUAUAGAGAAACUAUCACUUUGGCGAGGCCCAUCACAUUGGAAAGUUUUUGCGUCAAAAGACAAAACUGAAGACACAGAGAAAGUGAAAAGGAAACAGAGGCCAAAGAAAAAAGUGAAGAACCUAUUUCCAGAAGAACCUGAACAAAACAUUGAUGAUAAAUUGCAGAAGGGGAGAUCACAGAAGCUUACAAAGAGAACAACGCAGAAAUGGCAGGAGAGUAAAGUAACUUCUCAACUUGAUGUACACUAUGAAAAUAGUCACUUUCGAAGGUUAUAUCAUAAUACAAAUUUCCUCAUCAAGUUUGUAAGUGAGCGAAAUUUGCCAUUGUCAGAAGCAGAAGUGGUGGAUGACGGUGACGCUGUAAAUUAUGACUAUUGCAAUCCAAAUGAUACCCAGGAGUACUGUCCAAAUGUUCCAAACUGUGAUGAAUCAUCGUCAUCAGAACAUGAAGAAGAUGGACAUGAAUUGCAAGAAGUUAAUGGCCAUCCAGUCACACCAACUAGAGAUGAAAGGGAAAGCGUAUGUCAGUGGAAACUGUUGACUCCACCUACAGUGGCAACAAAAAUUAGCAUACCGUAUGCAAAAGAGUCAAAAAAAGUUGACAUGGCAAGGCUGAAGGCCACAAUGUGGUCUAUUCUUGAACAAUUUUCAGUGUGUAAUUCUGAUAAACAAAAUGGCAAACUGAAUGAGAUAGUGGGUGUACUCGCCAAACCAGAAGGAACUGUAACCCAUUUCAGUAAAUUGUUAUCUGAAACAAAGGCUACCUGGCCUGAUGAUACAAAGGCUGAACUGAGUUUUGCUAUUGUAUUUCAGGCACUUCUCCAUUUGACAAAUGAAAAGAAAAUGCACUUAAAGUCAAAUGAUGAUUUAAGUGAUGCGAUUAUAUUUUGCCCUAAGAGUUCCUGUAAUAUUUAAUGGAAGGAAAUGAGAAGCAUUCAUAGUUUCUCUUCUUUGGCAACUGAUUUUUGUUAACAAGUGUCUCAGCGUUUUCAUCAAUUCAAAGAAAUAAUGGUUGCAAAGAAACUAGAUCUUACCAGGAACACAAGGUGUACACAAUUUGUUAAUCUAAAUAAGAUUAAAACACAUUGUUAAUUUGUAAGUGUUUUAGAAGUGAUGAUGAUUAUUUGAAAGCCUGGAAUCUACUCUGAAUACAUGUGAUGGAGAAAGGUGUGUAAUCCACCUUAGUUUAAGUUAGUUAAAUCAGAUCUCGUAACUCAGUUGUUUAACUGUCUACUAUGCAGUUAUGUAAAAAUGUAUGUUACUUGAAAUUGCAGAGAUUUUCAACAGAAAGCAUUAUUCUUUUAUAUAAUAUGGAAUUGAUAGUUACUUUUACGCAUUCUUUAAAUGUUUAAUAGUGUGCAGGGUUGAAAAAUUGAAGAUUGUUGUGUAGUUUCAUCAAGUACAUGUAGAUACUCUUUAAUAUUGUUGAGUUUAUUGUAUUAUAAAUUCUGUUUUAAUGGGAUUUAGACUACAUAUGAAUUAUUGUAUCACUAUUAAAAUAAUUUUAAAUUCAGUCAGUGCAAACUUUCAUAGCUAGUGUUCAAACUUCCAGAUUGAGAGACAAUGGUCAUACAUGAAACUAUUUCAUGACAUUUUGUCCACUGCAGUUGGAGACAAAACAUCAGGGAAUAGUUUCAUAUAUUCUGUCAGACCAGAUAUUUUCACUGAAGAAGUUUACAUUGUUAGUGAUAAGUCUUUGUAACAUUUUCUAAAGGACAAACUGUUCAGUGACAAAAUCCACUGUUGCAGCUUUAGACAUGUGGCCAUUACCAAGUAGAGUACUGCAAAAAUUGUGCUUUAGCAAAAGUCAAAACUUCAAUAUAUAUGCGCACUCACACGUGUCAAUAUGCUGAGUAUUUAAUUGAAAGUCAGGAAAAGUUACUCUUUGAAGCUUGUUUUUCCUUGAAAUACUGAUAUUGAAACAAUUUCAUAAUCUAACGACAGAUGGCAUGAAAAUGUUACGAUACUUAAUAUAAUGCUCGUUGAAGUUUCCUUUUUUAUCAGACUAUGAUAUUAGAAGUAAUUUAUCAAUUCAACAAGAUGUUUGUAGAGUAUUUUUAUAUAUUUAUGUAAUCAGAGCUAUAAUUUUAAGUUAACUUUCUAAUCAGUGAGAUAACUAUUAAAUAAAUUUAAAAACAAAUAUACAGUGUUUUAAUCUACUGCACAGUGCAAUGAGUCUCUUUGACAAUUUAUGUUCAACAGCAACAGAUAAGUCUUUCUCUGUAUUUGUGUUGUGUCCUGUACAUGUUGGUAGAGUGUGAUGGAGAUAUGAAAAAUAUGUACUCAGUAAUAAAUUAAAUGAAAUUAGAUUUUAUAGAACUUACAUGUUAAAUAUCGUACAUGGGGUAUUACGCCCACAUAACUUGUCAGCUGCCACUUUCAUCACAGCCAUUUCUGAUUGACAUACAUGCAUCAGUACAAAGGUUUAUUAAAACUGCGUGCUGGACCGAGACUCGAAUUCAGGACCUUUGCCUUUUGCGGGCAAGUGCUCUACCAUCUGAGCUACCCAAGCACGACUCACGACCUGUCCUCACAGCUUCAA
Molecule: messenger RNA, 3820 nt
Organism: Schistocerca americana (American grasshopper)
Lineage: Eukaryota; Metazoa; Arthropoda; Insecta; Orthoptera; Acrididae
Product: condensin complex subunit 2-like
Exons: 12
Coding region: 229-2193 (654 amino acids)
Biological process (GO): mitotic chromosome condensation
Cellular component (GO): condensin complex
Molecular function (GO): chromatin binding
Source: RefSeq, a predicted model, not a curated record